GUGGACGCAGGUGGAGGUGCGUCAAGGGACCCACAAGUCACCGAGACGUUACAGGGGCGACGGAACCUUCACAAUAAAAGCCCAAGUGCGCCGUCUUUUCACGGAGGGUUUUAGUGUGAAAAGAAAAAAAAAUAAAUAAAUAAAAAAAUCCGAGUCCGGAGCGCCGUUUCCUGCCUUCCGGCUGACUUGACGGCGGGGGAUGCAGGUGGAGCGACUCGGGCAGGACCGCGCACAUCUGUCUUGAAGGAGAAAAGAGGAGGGGAAGAGGAAAACCUCAUCGCUGUGGAUAAAACAACAACAAACAUCCAUCUGAGCGACUUCCAGUUUUUAACUCACGGAUAUUAUUGUUGUUUGGAGAAUAGCGGGAUUACCACAAAAUACAAGUUGCCAGCUGCCACUAUAACCAUGGAACCAAUACAAACAUAAAUCUUAACGCUCCAUAAGGAUUCGGAGAAGAGGCGGUUUAUGGUUAAACGAUGAACCCGUCGUGUACUGCAGGAUACAUCAUAAACCCCUGACACCUGUCGCCACUGCUGAAGCCACAGUCCUCUUCUGCUUUUUUUUCCUCUUAAAGAUUACAGUGUUUUCCCCCAAACUUGUGGCAACGACAAAUUUUCUGGAGAUUGCACAGAAGUCCGUGUUCUACAGACAAACAUUACAACUUUGAGCAAAAGACAUUCGAAGUAACGGAUGUGCUGAAAUUACUGUAGUUCCCUCAUUUACUYCCCUGCUGUUUCUCUGUCCUAGAGGCACCGACUGAUGGAGAGACGAAGACGGGAGUCAGGAUAAAGACGAGAAUCGAAGUAUUGAGCAGCAGAAGCAAAACUGCUUUUCGGCCCGAAAAUAUUAUAAUAGAUCUUCUGUGGGGAUUGCUUUAUGCUAAAAAUAUAUUUCAGUUGUGAUUAAAAACUAAUUCUCGUAUCCACAGUAGAGCUAAUCUUUAGCUCCGUGGUUUAUUAAACAUUAAAGGAUCACGGAGAAAAGGGAAAACUUUAGAACUUCUAUCAUGACCAGGAGGUUAAGAGCCCUGUGUUUGCCCCUGUGGCUCGUUGCCCUAUUCAGCAUGCUCACCACAGUGAAGAUGCUGGAAUUCGGAGGGGCACCGGGCCAGUAUGCUCGCUAUGGACGCUGGGAGGCUGGAUCGGUGGGUGAGCUGAGCUUCAGUCUAAAAACCAACAUCAGCCAAGCCUUGGUACUCUACCUGGAUGACGGUGGCAACUGUGACUUCUUGGAGCUACUGAUUGCUGGUGGACGACUCCAGUUGCGCUUUGCCAUCCACUGUGCCGAGCCAGCUAUUUUGCAUUUGGAAACGCGAGUCAACGAUGACCGCUGGCACAUGGUCUUGCUCACCCGCAACUUUCGCAAUACUUUACUGAUGGUGGACGGGGAGACAAAAGUGGCCGAAGUCAAGUCGAAGAGGAAGGAGAUGGCGGUGGUCAGCGACCUGUUUGUGGGUGGAAUCCCUCCAGACGUGCGCCUCUCCGCUUUGACUUCCAGCACCGUGAAGUAUGAGCCUCCUUUCCACGGCUUGAUCUCCAAUCUGAAAGUGGGAGAGACGCCACCUACUUUGUUAAAUAGCCAAGGAAUUCAGAGUGAUCUGGAGUACCUCUGCACCAAACAGAACCCAUGCUUCAAUGGAGGGUUUUGUUCAAUCCAGUACGGAGAAGUUCACUGUGAUUGCACCCACACUCGCUAUAGGGGCAAGUACUGCAAGGAAGCUGAAGAGUAUAUUGUCGAAGGUCUGGCGCACCUGACGUUAAACGACCAAGGUAAAGAAGAAUCUGUCGCCACCUUCAAGGGGAACGAGUUCUUCUGCUACGACCUGUCCCUGACGCCGAUCCAGAGCAGCACUGACGAGAUUACGCUCUCCUUCCGAACGCUGCAACGCAAUGGCCUCAUGCUGCACACCGGCAAGUCCGCCGAUUACGUCAACCUGUCCCUGAAGAGUGGCGCCGUGUGGCUGGUCAUCAACCUGGGCUCGGGGGCCUUUGAGGCCCUCGUCGAGCCUGUCAAUGGCAAGUUUAACGACAAUGCCUGGCAUGACGUGCGCGUCACCCGCAACCUGCGCCAGGUGACCAUCUCUGUUGAUGGUAUUUUGACCACCACGGGCUACACUCAGGAAGAUUACACCAUGUUGGGAUCUGAUGACUUCUUUUACAUUGGAGGAAGCCCCAACACUGCAGACCUGCCUGGAUCACCAGUCAGCAACAAUUUCAUGGGCUGCCUUAAAGAUGUGGUGUACAAGAACAAUGACUUUAAGUUGGAGCUCUCCCGGCUGGCUAUCGAGCGUGACCCUAAAAUCACGCCAAAUGGCGAUCUGGUGUUCCGCUGCGAGGAUGUGGCAGCUCUGGAUCCCGUAACGUUCGAAACCCCAGAGUCCUAUAUUUCUUUGCCCAAGUGGAACACCAAGAAGACGGGUUCUAUCUCUUUCGACUUCCGCACCACGGAGCCCAGUGGCCUGCUGCUGUUCAGCCAUGGGCGCCCCCAGGGUCCAAAGGAGCAGAAGCCUGUUAGGGAGCUGAAGACUGAUUACUUCGCCAUGGAGCUUCUGGAUGGAUAUUUAUACCUGCUGAUCGAUAUGGGCUCUGGAAAAACAAAGCUCAAAGCGAGCAACAAGAAGGUCAAUGACGGGGAAUGGUGCCAUGUUGAUUUCCAGAGGGAAGGAAGGAAAGGGUCUAUCUCGGUCAAUAGCCGCAGCAUGCCCUUCAUGUCCCCAGAAGGCAGUGAAAUCCUGGACCUGGACAGUGACAUGUUUCUGGGAGGACUGCCUGAGACCAAGUCAGACCUCAUCUUGCCGCCGGAGGUUUGGACCGCCCUCCUAAACUACGGUUACGUCGGCUGCGUCCGCGACCUCUUCAUCGAUGGCAAGAGCCGAGACGUGCGCCGCCUGGCUGAGAUCCAGAGCGCUCUGGGUGUCAGCAGCUUCUGCACCCGCGAGCUGCAGAAGCGAUGCAGCAGCGCCCCCUGUGGCAAUGCAGGCCUGUGCAAAGAGGGCUGGAAUCGCUACAUUUGUGAUUGCACCGGUACAGGGUACCUCGGCAGCAACUGUGACAUAGAGGCCACAGUUCUGAGUUAUGACGGCAGCAUGUAUCUGAAGAUCAUCAUGCCAUUCACCAUGCACACCGAGGCAGAGGAUGUGGCGCUUCGCUUCAUGUCCCAGCGGGCGUACGGCCUGCUCAUGGCCACCACCUCCAAAGAGUCAGCAGACACCCUGCGACUGGAGCUGGACGGGGGCCGCGUCAAACUCACUGUCAACCUCGAUUGUAUCAGGAUAGACUGUAGCCUCAGUAA
This is a messenger RNA of Austrofundulus limnaeus, 3291 nucleotides long. RefSeq names its product neurexin-2. The record is from RefSeq and is a predicted model, not a curated record. NCBI's taxonomy places the organism in Eukaryota, Metazoa, Chordata, Actinopteri, Cyprinodontiformes, Rivulidae.